Rotaria socialis is the source of this 4470-nucleotide messenger RNA. Lineage: Eukaryota; Metazoa; Rotifera; Eurotatoria; Philodinida; Philodinidae. The record is from the annotation of a GenBank genome assembly.
AUGACUUGUGAUAAAAAAGAAGAAGAUCCUAAUCCAUCUGUCCAUCUCUAUUCGAGAUUAUUUGGUACAGAUGUGCGCGCUAGAGAUAUUACAGACAAAGUUCAAGAUAUUCUCCGUAGUAGUUUACGUAAAUUUAUUGGAAAUCAAAUACUAACACGAUUGAACGAACUCGCUGGCAAAGAUCCUAUAUUUCGUAUACCAUUAGAAAUCGGUUCGGUAUCAGGAGCUGCUAAUGGUUUGGCAUUAUAUAAAUCAGCACAAGUUGCCGCACUUGUUGAUUUAACAACUGAUAUAAGAAAUACUCAAAAUGACGCUGGACUAGGAGUAUAUUCAAUGACAAGUCGAUCAGCAUUAAGUUUUUCAUUGACACUUCAACGUGAAGUAUCAUCACCAUUGACUACUGUUGGUGAAACAGUUGAAAUCGGCAUUCUAUCGUAUCUUCCAUUUGAAUAUAAAACGGAAGUCAAUAAUCAAGGACGUACACGUGAAUUUAGUCUUCUUAAGUCGAAUUCAAAACUUUUUGCAAUGGACUUCCAAUAUGCAACACGCACAUCCGACGGUUUUGAACUUGUUCCAAAUACAAAAACACCCAAUAUUGAUCCAUCAUGUACACCGAGUGCCUUUUAUCGUACAUUAGGUGUACGAGUAUGUUUAGAACUUAAUCCCUUCCGUUCAAUUCAAUUUGGCAAACGAAAUUCAUAUCCAAUAACUGUAACUGUCAACAGAGAUCCAACAAUCAAAAACUGGCGUCUUGGUUGGCGUUUUAAUGCGCAAGAAGCACCACAAUAUGAAGUCAUCAUUGAAAAAGUUGGCACAAAUCAAUCCUAUCCUGGCUUGGGUUUGUCUGCUACAAAAGAUGGCAAUAAAUUCGAUAUUAAAAUUUUAACUGGCAUGAAAUCAUUCAAUGUUCAAGGUACACAAACGGGUGAGACAUUUAGUGGUACAGUAUAUUCAAGUGACAACAACAAUGAAGUGAUGACAACAUCUGGAACAUUGGCGAUCAAUAACGAUGGUUUUAAAUUGGAAAGUAAACUUUUUGAUAUUGCAAGCAAAAAAGAAGUCGUCACAUUAACAACUGAUAAUCUACCAAAUCGUGGACAAGGUCUCACAGCUAAUUUUGGUUUAACAACAUCCGAUAAAGCUAAAUCAUUUAAAAUUCAAUUUCGCGGUAAUUUAUAUAAACCGAAUUCAGAAAAAGUUCAUAUCAAUGGAGAUUUUAAUCUUGGUGAUACAUCUUAUAAUGGAAAACUGUCGUUCGAACGUAUUGAAUUACAACGUUUAUUUAAAUUAGGCCGAGAAGCAACUCAAAAUAAUUGUAAUAUUGCAUCCCAUGUUGCAUUACGAACACUAGCUAGUGAUGUAUUCAUGAAGCUAUUCAAUCUCAAAACAGAUUUCACUCGUACCAUUGAUUUAUCCAAUGCAACACUACAAAGUUCACUUGAUUAUUUACUUAUAACACGUAAUCCACCGGUACAAGAAAUAAUCGAAAUCGAUUACAUAAGACGAUCAGUACGAACAACUAAUCAAGGAAAACGUCUCACAUCACCGGAAGCUAAUUUGAAAGUUCAAGUUAAAACAAAAUCAAAUCUUUUAAAUUUUCUUCUUGAUCAUCGACAUCGAAAGAGUUCGGAAUCAUCGAAAAAAGGACCUGCAAUGCUUCCACCAACUCUGGACAUCAACAAUAAGAUUCAUGUUGUUGUCGAUACAGAUAAAUUAUUUCCUGACAUACCACGUCAAUUUGCAUUUGAUGUAUUAUCUGAUCUUGAUUUUCAAUUACUCAAUGAAGUCAAUUAUAAAUUUCAAUACAAUUUACCUCGCCGUCAACGUUCCGGAUUAUUUACAUAUCAUGCGCAAGUCGACAAAGUUACUCAUGGUCAUGUAUUUUCUGGUACAAGUAAAUCUGAAUUACAAUUGGAUAAUAAACAAAUACAAGUUACAGGUACGGGUACUUUCGAUGUUUGUCUACGAUCGUAUUCAUUAAAAUCACAUUGGGAUAUUGAUACGAAUCUUGUCGACGAUAAAAAUGAUAUGGAACUUGAUUUAAAUCUUCGUUUCGAUAAACAACCUAAGAAAGAUUCACCAAAAUCAUUAAUAACUUCUUACGAUGUUAAAUUAAAAGCACCUAAACAUAGAUUAUUUCAAUUAAUUGAUCUUGACGGUAAUCUAACAAAACAAUCAGGUGAAUUCGAAACAUGGAAUUCAAUCGCUAUUCGAACAAAUAAAAAAUUAAAAGAAAUUAAUUUAAAUGCUUUUCUUUAUCGUAAUCUAACUGGUGAUAAUACACUACAAACGCAUAUUUCAUUUUCAUUACCAUUUAAAUAUCUACCAUAUAUAACACACGAUUUAAAAAUUGAAAGCUUAUUAGAAACCGGUGUUUUCAGUUUUCUUGAAUCAAGAUUAAUUGCUAAACCAGUUUUUGCACACUAUGCCCUACUGGAUGCAUUUCAUUCAGAAAAAACACGUAUUCGUAUAGAUAAUGAAAUUGAAUAUUUACGUGCUAAUGGAAAUAGUUUAUACGCUCUUUCGAAAAUAGAUAUGUCACGAGAUGCAGGAUUACAUUCAUUCGGUUUAUUAAAACGAAAUUCAGAUUUAUUACAUAAACAUUCAAUUGGUUUUAUAUCUUCAUCGAAAACGAAAAAAAUUGCACUUUCAUUAGUGAGUCCACAAAUAUCGUCAAAUCCAUUGAGUAUUAUCGGAGAAUUCACCAUGGAUCGAGAAAAUCAUAUUGGAAAAAUGAAAUUACCACAGGAAUUCGGAAUUCAUUUUGAAUUCGGUACUCCAUUAACAAAUUUAACUGCAUUUCGUAUUUUCUACAACUUACCUCUAUUCAAUAAAGAUCAUAAUUCAACAGCUGAUGGAUCUGUUGGAUUCAAAAUUGCUUCAUCAAAUAUUGCUCCAAGUAGCUUCUAUCUUCAUUCAAAAGGUUCCCUAAAUACAUCACUUCAUCUUGUCAAAGCUUUACGUAUCGGUAAUGAUAUUGCCACGCAUAGUUCAUUAACUGCUCAAUAUAAUCCUCGAUUAGUCAGUCAAGUUAGUGCUACAAUAAGUACAAAAUUUUACGGAAAAGAAUUUCAAAAUUCAUUGUAUGCUCUAUUUAAACAACAUCAAAUUAUCGUACGAGGUCUUUUAAAUACAGCUGAUAAUCAAAAUUAUACAUAUGAAAUGGAUGUCGGUUUAGACAAUGAUUCACUUACAGGACAUACGGAACGAACAGAUGGACAAGAAACAACAAUGUCAGAUAUUGAUACUAAAAAAUGUACGGCAACUGGUAAAUAUUAUCGUUGCUAUAAAGGUGAUAUUACCGUUCGAACAGGUACUAGUAGUUCGGAGAGUAAAGGCACCUUUGAUAUAAGUUGGGGUCGUGACGCUGCUAAAUUAGACAUUAAAGUUCCCAAUCAUGUUGAACUUUCAUUUGAUCAUUCACAUACUGGUCGUGUACGUGAUGCUAAUUUUAGUUCAAAAACAAAUAUCGAAGGAAAAAUUUUACAACCAAACAAACGCGGUGCAUUCAAUUAUUUAAGUUCAAUUGAAAAAGAAGAUGGUAAAUGGAAUGAUAUUCAAAUUCAAACUUCAUUAAACGAUAUGAAAACAGGACAAAAAUCUGGCGCAACAGAUAUUCGUUUCAAUCAAAAAAUAACUGAUAAACGUUCGGGACAAUUUCAACGUAAAUUUAAUGUUAACGUUGAACGUCAAGGUCUACCUGCUAUUGUUUGGUCAAGUGAUUCGUUUAGUUGUUCAAAUAAUCCAUCAUAUGUUAUUUAUGGUGUGUGUCAAACAGCUACGUUUAACAUCAAAGCAAAUAAUGUAUUGAUACAACGUUUACGGCAACGUCUUCAAUUAACCGCUGAUCCACGUUUGUCGAAUCCGUUGGGUCAAGUAACGUAUGAUGGUACAUUAAAUUUAGAUUUAAAACAUGAUCCAACAUUAGGUCCACAUACAGUUAAAUUUGAUUUAAAUCGUUUGAGAGAAGAGGCUAUUGAUAUUGAUCUUUCAUAUCAAAAACGAAUUGAUGAAAAACCGAUGAAUGAAACAAUUCGUUCGAAAACAAGUUUUAAUGGUGUUUUAAAAUAUUCAUUUAAUGCAAAUGAUAGUACAGCUGAAAAAACAUACAAGUGUGAUGUUAACCAAUCGUAUGCUGAUAGUUAUUCAAUGAAUUGUCAAGGUGAACGAACAAACUUAACGAUUGAUAUUGAUCCUAAGAUUGGAAAAAAGAAAUUUAUAGUGGAUUUAAAUCGAUUUACAGGUGAGCGUAUUGGAUAUGAAACGGCGGUCAAUUUCAUCACCAGAGAACUUGAAACUACUUAUUAUACACUCGUAACUUCAUGGAAUACGAAAUAUCGAUUCGGAGGAGUAUUAUCAGCAAUCACUGUUAAACAAAAAGAGCAAGAAGUUCUACGUAUUACAGCUUCAAGAACUGAUUUUGAUGGAUAUAAAAUUCGAUUUUUACCUGCCAAUAUUGAACUUGAGUAA